Paramuricea clavata is the source of this 8086-nucleotide messenger RNA. The record is from the annotation of a GenBank genome assembly. Lineage: Eukaryota; Metazoa; Cnidaria; Anthozoa; Malacalcyonacea; Plexauridae.
CUUCGACAUGUUUGGGCAAGCCUAUGACGUCAUGAUCCAAUAUGGCGGCAUAUAAAUACUCAAAAUGCUAACUAACGCGUUUUAUUUUCGAGAUUUCCAUGCUUCGUAUAGUUACGAUCUCUCAGUUUCGUUACCAUUUCAAAACUAGAACCCUUCUAAAAUAUCCUUAUUACAUUUUUAUGAUGGGAGAGCCCCAGUUUUUCGCCGAAUACGCGAAACUAGGUCGGGCGAAAUGUAAAAAUUGCAAGGAGAAAAUCGAUAAAAGUUGCUUAAGAAUCGGUAGGCUCGUACCGAACCAUUUCAGUGAUGAUGGAGGCACGAUGAAGGAAUGGUAUCAUACAAGAUGUAUAUUUGAUAAGUUCAGCAGAGCGCGGAGUACGACAAAACGAAUCGAUUCCACAGAUGAGUUGGAUGGUUUUACCACUUUAGAAGAGGAAGACCAAAAAUCGAUCGAAAAAUUUAUUGCUGGUAUGGCCUGAUUGCUUUUGUAUUUUGCUUCUACAUACAAUCUAGGAUUCUAGUCACUAGUUCUACAAAAAUAGUACGAAUUAAGAUCCUCUGUAAUAUUUAAAUAUGCUAUAAAAUAGCGGCGAGAUACUAUAUGUAGCUACUAAUACGCGCUCGUAUUUCCUAGUUCUAUUUUGAUGGCUUUAUUUAUCUUUGAUAAAAUUGAUAUACACGAAAAAUAUCAAGGAUCGCUGACGCUGUUUUGCAGAGCGCCGGGCAUAGACAAAUCUAGUGACUACAUUAAUUGUAUCCAAUGUUUAUAUCAUAUAUGUAAAUUAUUUUACUAUAUAUCAAACACAAUUUAACGAACUGCAAUUAUGUACGUAUAAUAUAGAAUUGGAUGAAUCGAAAAAGCAAAGUCCGGGGUCCAAAAAGAAGAAACAGUCUCAGUUAUCAUUUGCACAGAAACCUGGUACCUCAAGCCAAAGUAAUGUCAAGAAUAUUUCUAUAUCUAGAAGUAGAAACUUUAGUGACUUUAGUAUCUCAAAAGAAAAGGGAUUAUCCAAUCCGAUGCAUAAUACUAUCAUCUAGCUUCUUUCCAUUUGUUCAGAAGACGACAAGCAGCAAGCUGGAACAAGCAAAGAGAAGAAAACUCCUGACAAAAAUACAUCGAUUGCAACAACAUCUUUUUACAGUUUUUGUCAACUGUGCGCUGAGUUGUUUAAUGAACCCAGCUAUAAUGCCAAAACCGCCAUUGUGAAAAAGUUUUUAAAUAAAGGUUGUUAUUAUCUAAGUGUUUAAAUGAAUCAUGGCUAGAAGAUACGGAGAUAUAAAUAUAUUCUACUUCAUUACUAAUUUAUAUAUCACGUUGAAAUACGACUUCAACUGUAAACAGUCAAUUAUAUUACGCGAUGUUGUAAAUCGAAAAAUGUGAGAAUAAGGUAGGUCGUUCACAACUUCUGCACUCGCUGGAAGCAAAACAGAGUCUGUCGAAGCAUUUAUUGUAAUAUUGACCUGGUUUAGGUCGCUAUUCAUCUUGCAUAGUUAUAUACAUGAACUUGUGGUUACAGCUAGUCACUCUGACUCUGUAGCUCAGUUGGUCAGAGCGCUGCACCGGACUCGCACGGGCCGCGGGUUCGAUUCCCGCCCGAAGGCCUAAAGUUACAUUUUUCACAACUGUUCUUGAUUAGAUCUAAAAUUGUAUGAAAUUCACACUAGAAAUUUCCAAGUUCGGUAUUUUUAUAUAGAGCGGAUUUGGAGUUAUAGACAAAUAUAGCUAUAACCUGCUUUGUACAAAGAUAGAAAAAACAGGAUGGGUGGAACCUUAGACCAAACGAUUAAUACACAGUUAAAUACCUCGACCAACUUUGUUCCUGCGAGUGCGGAAGUUGCAAACGACCUUCCUUAUUCUCACAAUUUUUGGAUUUACAACAUCGCGUAACACAAUUUACUGUUUACAUUUGAAGUCGUAUUUCAACGCGAUAUGUGAAAUUAGCAAGGAAGUACAAUGUAUUAUGUGCGUAAUACUUGGCCAUGAGUCGGUGAAUUUACUUGAGUUCCCUUCAAUGGUGACUUAUACCGGAAUCAUUUGCUCCUGCCCACUAUUUCGUUCAGAUAUUCAAUACACGCGUAUAGGAUAUGCAUUAUCCUUUCUCACCUUCUGUUCCACAGUUUACAUCUAUCACAAACGGCGUUCUUCUCAGGCAGCUAGUACGGUAUUGCGUCUUUGACGUUAUUUAAAAUCUCCUUUUUGUAUUUACGUUCACCGGCCUUUUUUUCCGAUAGUCGAUCGUCCUUCUAUAAUUAUUUUUAGAAGGCAAUCGUGAUUCAUAACAUGUCCUGACCAUCUCGCUUGUUGCCCUUUAAUAGUUUUUUUUUCAAUUAUAGCUAGUUCGAAAGCUCUAGUAUUCUCCUAAAAUGCUUAAUCUUUUUCAACUCUCAGUCAGAGAUGGCGAGCAAGACGUUUACCUCGCUGUAAAGUUGUUGCUUCCUGGAGCUGUCAAAAGAAUUUAUAACUUGCAAAACAAACAACUUGUCAAGUUAUUCAGUCAGGUAAACAACCAUUAUGAACUAUGUUAAAUUUUAUGAAAGGUUGUAUGUGCAUUAAAUUGACGAUCGCUGAAUAAUGGCGUCUCUUUACUCUUUAGAUAUUUGAUUGCAGUUUGGAAGAAAUGAUUUCUGACUUAGACCAGGUUCGCCACAGCUUUCAAAACUUCAAUAUUUUAUUUCAAACUAUUCUUUUUCUAAACGUUUCCAUAACUGGCUUUUCUGUAAUUUGACUUUAAUAGCUUUUCUCGGCUUCAUUCCCUUGUUUUAUUUUCAUUAAUUAAACACUGAUAUUUUUCAGUAGUAUAUUUCAAUUCCAAACAUUUUUUUGCAAGGGUGAUGUUUCUGAAACAGUCAAAACGUUUUUUGAAGACAGCCACGACAAAACUCCGUCAAAGAAGAGCACUUUAACACUCCAAGAGGUUUGAAUAUUUUUCUGAAAUCAGCUUAACAUGCUAUUCCUUAUGUCCACGUAUUAUCUUUGUAAUACGAACUAUUUAUUCUUUCAAGGUUGAUCAUUUUCUUGACAAAAUGUCAACUUUAACGAAAGAAGAUGAACAGCAAAAUGAAUUAUCUAAAAUUACAAGAAAGUAAGAUGAGAAUUAAUAAAGAUUAAAGUAACAUGCAAAAAGACACGAAAAACAUGGUUAUUAUGUUUAUGUAAACCUAGUCUAUUUUAUCUCAGAAUAGAUUUUUUUUCCAUUCCAGAUGCACAUCAAACGAUCUGAAGUACAUAGUUCGUUUGAUUAAACAUGACUUGAAAAUCAACGCCGGAGCAAAACAUGUGUAAGCAUGUAUAUCAUCAUUAUUAAUCUUGUCCAAUCUUCCUGACUUUUGUUUUCCAUAACUUAUGAGUUUUCUUCAUAUAUCUUUGUUAUUUCAAUAUCUUCCUCAAUUAGAUUGAUAUAAGUCCUUGCAGGUCUCGUUUUCCUCCUUUAAUGAUGCAUGACUCCCAAAGAAUCAGCUGACGUUUCAUGUAAAAAAUAAUAUUAUCUCAUACGAUACAGACUUGAGGCUCUCGAUCCAAAUGCAUAUGCAGCCUUCCACGCAUCUCACAAUCUUCAAGAUGUCGUUGAACGUUGUUUGAAGAAGAGUGAAGAUGUUCCAGGCUUGACAAGAACAUUGAGUAUUAAAACGAGAGUGAUGACGCCUGUUAAACCCAUGUUGGCCGAAGCAUGCAAAUCGUUCGCUUCUGCCAUUAAGAAAUGUCCAAAGGGGAUGUUUGCCGAAAUAAAAUACGACGGUGAACGAGUACAGGUACGAAACACUCUAUGCAGUAUGAUUACGUACUGUAUUGAAGUUCCAUGUACGAUUUUUUCACAAGUACACCGUACAUGAUUUAGUGAAUAACCUUUCAUUUUUCUUGUAGCUCCAUAAAAGUGGAAAUGACUUUCAGUUUUUCAGCAGAAGCUUAAAACCUGUUAUUCCGCACAAGGUAUCAACUUCACUUUGCUGCAGAUACGUCUAAAAGUAAUUGAAAAGAUAAAGAAAAUUUUAGCGUUUAUACUUGACCAACAAAGAGACGUCCAUCCAGCCAGUUGACUAUUGAUCCUUCCAAUGCAAUCGCCAUCUGUGAAGAUAAUAUAUUAUAUUUGUUUCUUUGACUUUCCAGGUUGCUGAAAUCAAAGAAUAUCUACCCAAAGCUUGUCCCCAUGGAAACGAUUUAAUACUUGAUAGUGAAGUAAGUGCUUUGCACACGCGCAGUUUCUUCCCUCUAGUUCCUUUAAACUAUAUACGAUAAAAUUUCAUAUAGGUUCUUCUCGUCGAUCAUAAAACUGGAAAACCUUUGCCUUUCGGUACACUAGGAAUUCACAAGGUUAGUUCGAAGGUUAUUUUUGAAUUCAAAAUAUAAGUUCUAAAAGACAAGGUGAUAUACCAUGCGGGGUUUUUUUGCGUUUUAUUGUAGAAAUCAGCGUUCAAAGAGGCGAGUGUUUGUCUCUUUAUCUUCGACUGUCUUCAAUUCAAUGACGAAAAUCUCAUGCAAAAGUGAGUUUCAAAAAUAUUUUCCAUAUCCCAUCGACUACGUUCAUUUAACUUGCUGAAGGAAAUUCGUGCGUUAUUUUUUGCUCAUUUUCAAUAUAUAAUAAUUUGAUUUCAACAUUUACUAUCCUCGUAGACCAAUGGAGGAAAGAAGAAAACUUCUUGAACGAAAUGUCAAAGAAAUUAAAAACCAUAUCAUGCUGUCAGAAACAAAAUUUAUUCAAGUAAUAUAGCUUUUAUAUAUUUUUAUUUACGCAUUCAUGAAUGAUAAGUAUUGUCAUAGCCAACUUAUGCUAUUUUUAAAGAGUUUUUUUGUGGUGUUUUUUUUUACAGACUCCCACAGCAUUGUCUGAUCUGAUGAUGAAAGCCAUUGACGAAGGAUUGGAAGGUCUCGUUUUAAAAGAUUUGAAGGUAUACGUUUUAUUAUAAUAAAAGCCUUUUCUAGAGUGGAUUACUGUUUAAAUACAGAAGGUACAAGAAUACCUUAAGUUAUUGUACGAAGCAAAAACGGAACACUAUUUCAAGAAUUCGAUGAAUUGUUUCCUGUCAUUCUCUACAGGGUGUUUACGAGCCUGGGAAACGUCAUUGGCUGAAGGUAAUUUGUAUUUAAAAUUAAGCUUUCCAUAAAAAUCUGCUACGUACGUGUGUUAAACAACUUAAACAUUUAUGCAUAUUUAUUCUGCGUAGAUGAAGAAAGAUUAUUUGGAAGAGGGUUCCAUGGCAGACACCGCUGAUUUGGUUGUUCUAGGCGCAUAUUAUGGAACUGGAAAUAAAGGUAUAUAAUAUAUAACAUUUGUUCCGCACAGCCUCCAGUGAAGAAAAAUGAUUCCCCACAAUCAGAAUUUUUUACAAAGGGCUAUAUGCAAUAUCCACCUUGCUCAAUAAUUAAAUGACAAAUUACAUCAACUUUCCCCAGGUGGUAUGAUGUCAGUGUUCCUGAUGGGAACAUACAAUGAGAAACUAGCUUCAACUGUUAUAUAUCUGUAUUUUGUCUUGGCUAAUAUAGCCUUUUCCAAAAUUUUUGAAAAAACCUGUCUUAAUUUUUUAUACCAAUUUAUUUUGUAGAAACUUGUCGCUGCGUCCAAAGAAACCUCAGGUAAUUUGAUGAAAGAUUUAAAAUUUAUAAGUUAGUCAGUAAUAAGUCAACGCAAUGAGGAAAACUAUCUUAUGCAUGAAUAACUUUUUGACAUAGAGAUGAAGUCGAACCCAUCAACAAGUACGGCGAAAGAUGAUGACGUAAUGGAUACAGCGGAUAAGCCUGCGACAGAAGUUGUGGGUGGUGAUAAGGGAAGUCGAGGACAAAAGAGGAAAAGUGAGGAUGCAGGCAGUGAAGAGACAUCAAGUAAAAAGGUAUGAUAUUAUAUAAAGGUCUAGUAAACCAUAACCGGACUGCCUGUUUUCAAUACGGUCAUGCUGUCAACAAAUCUUUAUUUUUUCAAGGCAAAACCAAUGUGCAUGUAUGGCUCGAAAUGUUACCAGAAAAGUCGCAAGCACAGAGAGGUGUACUGCCAUGAUGAAAAGGAGACCACUGCUGAACACGCGGAGGAUAGUGAUACAGUGAGUUAUGAACUGGGGUUCUUGAUGGGUUAACUUACUACUAAUAUUUUCCCUAUCUUAACUGAUAGCUGACGACACUGAAACAACAAUCUAGAACCAACAUCGUAGUGACAAAAUAUCACUGACACGGCUCGAAAUUAUUUCAAUUUUACAAGUGAUGUAAUACGUCCAACCAUUUUUUCCCCUAGACCUUACCAUCUAUAUUUACUGGAACGAAAAUCAUAAUUGGUGAUGAUAUUGAAGAUAGCAAGAAAUUAAGAAGAUAUAUCAUUGCGUAUCCUUUCUCUACUACCUCGCUUAAUACAUUGUCUGUUAGGUUAGAUUACCUUUGUCUGCAACAAGAGUACUGAUUCCGUUCAGGUCUUGAGACUUGGGUAACGGAAACAAUAGCGUAAAAUCAGAGAUUCUGUAGUUUUAGUCUUAACUAAAUAAUCAGAUACGAUGGUUUGAUAAUUCCUGAAUACCAAAGGAAUAAAGCCACUCAUGUGGUUUCUGCUAAGGUAUAAGCUAUCUUUUAAUUUGUGUUUGUUUGUCUCCACUAAUGAGCUCAAGAGAUAUAGAAUCAGAUUCCUAAUCCUUGCCCUAAUCCCGUUCUUUUAAUAUUAGAGAGAUUCAGAUUUGACUACCACUACCAUUAAAAGACCAGUAACCGUUCAGAUGCGUUUGAUAUUUCCGAACAACCAAUCAGAUGCGUUUGAUAUAUCAGAUUAACCAAUCAGAUGCGUACUUAGUGAGAGGGAGUGGAAGUCAAAUCUGAACCUCUCUAAUAAUUGAAAAAAAAAACGUAAACAUAUAGUUGUUUUACUUGUGUUUACUUCAAAACUGUAACAUUUCUGAAAUUUGUGGGACAGACUAAUUACUAUUCAAUUUCUUUCCAUAGGCCGACGCAAUGGAUUCCUCUCAGUUUCUGGUCAAACCAGCUUGGGUAUGGGAGUCGAUCAAAGCAAUUCAAAUGUUACCUGAAGGAGAUUUUGAGCCAUAGAUACUGGACUCGUUCUCGUGAAAAUUAAUAAUCUUAAUAUAAUUAUUUAUUGCGAGGAUACUAAUGAGUGAAGACAAGUAAUUAUGCAUGAUCACUAAUACUAAUAACAGACUAUGUAACAAUAGCGCGCGAAACUUAAUUAAUAAUAAAAUAAUUGCACUAUAGUGAGUAAUAGUUUAGAAUAUUAGUGUAGCUAAAUUGCAAACUGAUAUUGACAAUAAUAAUACAUGUGUGUAAAUGGUUGGGGGUGUAAGAUUUAACAAAUAUAAAACAUUUUCCGUGUUGAUAUACAGUUAUAUCAACACGAGUGGAAAUUGGGAAAACGAGAAAUUGUGUGGAAACACGACGCCCGAAGGGCGGAGUGUUUUCACACAAUUUCGAGUUUUCGCAACUUCCACGAGUGUUGAUAUAACUAUAUAUCAAUACAGAAAAAAUGUUUUAUAUUUGUUUUAUAAUAUAGCAAUGUCAAAAGCCCGAAGAAUAAGAACAAUUUCCGUGUUACAAGCGGCGGAAAAUUUCCCGUGUUGACAUGGAGUUAUAUCAACACGGCUCUUAGCCAAUCAGCGUUCAGAAUUUACAAAUGCUAUAUUAUAAAUUCUGAUACUGUACUGAUCAACACAAUUGUAAUAAUAUAAAAAAAAUUGUCAAAAACUUUGAAUGUAAACAAUUAGCAAGAAACAUUUAAAUAAAUAUUUCAAAAAAAACGUACCAAAAACUUUAAUAUUUUAUACCAUACAUUUAAAAAAAUAAAAUAACAUAUUCAUGUUGCAAUUCUAAGCCUAUAUAAUAAUGUCGUUACUAUCAAAUAAAUUUCCCCAUUUUGAAAUUUUGAAACAAAGUUUUUCUAAUUCUUGAUGUCGUUCAAUGGCACGAGCCAGCACACUCGCACGGACAAUCCGCUUUUGUUAUACUCGUGGCUAUGCCACACACGCAGUCCGUGUGACCGCAUGCGCAUUUCCUGCGCGCCGUCUUUGUUACUUCAACCACAGGUUUACCUUUGGAAUAAUUUUCAAUUGCAGUUGCAAUCUGAAAAACAAAAUUAAGAAUACAGGACAUGGUGAAUAACCUUUCUUU